Molecule: messenger RNA, 414 nt
Organism: Dentiscutata erythropus
Lineage: Eukaryota; Fungi; Glomeromycota; Glomeromycetes; Diversisporales; Gigasporaceae
Source: the annotation of a GenBank genome assembly
AUGACGGCACUUCAAGGAUAUAUCUAUUAUAGAGUCUUGGCUACUUCGACUUAUGAAGAUAUUACACUCGAAUUUGUUAAAAACAAUUUAGGAUGUUAUUAUCUUAAGUACAUGCACACAUUUGUGACUUUCAAAGUUCCAAAUGUUAAUCAAGUCUUAGGUAUUCGAGACGGUUCAACGGUUACUCCAAAUUGCUUCAUAUUAUUUAGAAGAGAAGUACGGUUGUGUAUUUCGUCUAUCGGCUUGCGUAUCGGAAGAGCGGCCUUAUCGAGACAUAUGAGUAAUAUUUGGCAAGAAUUAAGGAUAAACGAGCCGGAUUUGGUGGAUUCAUUUAGGGAUGUCGCUAACAAUGCGGCAAGAAUUUUCAAUGAUCAAAGAUUACGUAUUCGGAUUAUUGACGGUUCUCAUCUUUAA